Molecule: messenger RNA, 1490 nt
Organism: Drosophila arizonae
Lineage: Eukaryota; Metazoa; Arthropoda; Insecta; Diptera; Drosophilidae
Product: L-dopachrome tautomerase yellow-f2-like
Cellular component (GO): extracellular region
Source: RefSeq, a predicted model, not a curated record
CAUCUAAACGAAAAAAGACAAUUAAAAACAAAGCGAAUUAUUUGAAUAAAAAUAAUGAUGUCAAGAUCUGUGUUUCUGUGUUGUGUAGUAUUCUUGAUUACACUUAGUUGUGUUUGUGGAGAUGGCUUGAUAGAGGUGUUUAAAUGGAAACAAAUGGAUUUUUACAACCGAGGCGAUGUUCGAGCAGUACGACAACCAAAUCCAUCAGCGCCCGUAGUUUUUCCAGGUAAAUAUGAGCGAAGGAGAAUGAAACGCAAAGUGAUUACCUCGCGGGAUAUGCCCGAGGGCGUAGUGACUCGCAGCGGCUUUGGCGAUGACGACUCUCUGCCUUACAUACCCUACAACAAUGUGCCGAUGGGCGUAACACAUUUUCGGGGGCGACUCUUUGUGACGAUGCCCAGGCGACGUGUGGGAAUACCCUCGACCCUAAAUUACAUAGACAUGCGACGUGACAGCGCGCAGAGCAGCCCCAAGCUGCACGCCUAUCCCAGUUUCGAGAUGAACCAGUUCAAUAGCAGUGAACUGAAUCUAGUUUCCGUUUAUCGCACCACUGUGGAUGCGUGCCAAAGAUUGUGGUUUAUUGACACCGGCAUGCUGGAGUAUCCAAAUAAUCGCCAGCAAAUAAGACGGCCUAGUAUUUGGAUAGUGGACCUGAAAACAGAUCGUCAGCUGAUGCGCUUCGACAUACCCGAAGAGAUCGUGGAGACGGGUCGCGGUCUGGCCAGCCUCACCAUUGAUGUGCCCUCGCCUAAUCAGUGCGAUCAGGCAUAUGCCUACAUACCGGAUCUGGUCUAUAGGCGGCUAUAUGUAUACAGCCUGGCAACGGAUCGCAUGUGGAGCUUUGAGCACAAUUACUUUAACUUCGACCCUGUGGCCGGAGAUCUCCAUAUUGGUGGCCAGACCUUCCGCUGGGAUGACGGCAUCUUCUCCGUCACACUGGGUCCCCAGCAGCCGGAUGGCAGUCGCGAUGUCUACUUCCAUGCCAUGGCCAGCAACAAUGAGUUCGUCGUCUCGAACCGCGUGCUCCAGUUGGAGUCGAAUGCAGCUCGCUCCGAUCAUGGCAGCGACUUCCGUGUGCUGGGCAGCCGGGGUCAAAAUAAGCAGAGUACAAUGCAUCAGUACGAUCCGCGCACCGGCGUCGUCUUCUACGCCGAGAUACAAACGAAUGGUGUGGGCUGCUGGAACACGCGGAAUCCGUUCUCGGCAGCCACCCAUGACACUGUGGCAGCCAAUGCGGAAACCAUGAUCUACCCCAGCGACUUAACGAUCGAUGAGGAUGGCACCAUGUGGGUCAUGACCAACUCGAUGCCCAUAUUCAUCUACUCCACAUUGGACACAAACGUGUUCAACUUCCGGAUCUGGAAACAAGACACCAUUGCUGCCAAGCGAAAUACGGUUUGCGAAUAGGUUUAUGUAUAUGGAAUCGCUUUAAUGAACAUUUCGCAAUGAAGUUACAUAAUAAUAUAUUAUACUCGUAUGUCGUAAUGUAA